Molecule: messenger RNA, 2861 nt
Organism: Dioscorea cayenensis subsp. rotundata (Guinea yam)
Lineage: Eukaryota; Viridiplantae; Streptophyta; Magnoliopsida; Dioscoreales; Dioscoreaceae
Product: B3 domain-containing protein Os07g0679700-like
Exons: 13
Coding region: 49-2388 (779 amino acids)
Molecular function (GO): DNA binding; zinc ion binding
Source: RefSeq, a predicted model, not a curated record
GGUGUUUUUUUUCCCGAGUGUUGCUUGCUUUUGAAUUCCGGUUGUUCCAUGGUUCGCUUGGAGACGAAGAAGCGGUGCAUGAACACGGCGUGCGGCGCGGCGGCGUCGGACGGAGAGUGGCUGAAAGGCUGGGGCUUGAGAUCCGGUGGCUUCGCCGACCUCUGCGGCAAGUGCGGAUUGGCUUUUGAGCAACUUCUUUUCUGUGACAUAUUUCAUGAAAAAGAAUCUGGGUGGAGAGAAUGCAAAUUUUGCUGUAAGCGGCUGCAUUGUGGAUGUAUAGCUUCAAAUGCUUCACUUGACCUACUAGAUUGUGGAGGAGUACAGUGUAAUAGUUGCUUGAAGAAUUCAAAUAUUUCUCCAACUCCUGGCCAUGUUGUUCAAUGUCCGCUGCCUUCAUCACUUAGUAUGCUUCUUGAUUAUCCUAUCAGAGGAAAGAAAGAUGAAAAAGUGAAUGAUUUUGUCAUGUCAAUAGCAGAAGCUACAUCUCAUGUGGGAGAUGCAGGAAGUUCACAUGCUUCAAGUAAAAGUCAAAUUCCAGUUGUAUCUUUUCAUAAUUCCAGACAAGGCGACGGCCGCUUGAGCAUCAAUAUGAGAACUUCCAAUUUUGGAAAUACUUUAACUAAUUGUAACUCAGGUAAUCAACCUAGUGUGCUGCUUCUCCCUAACACAGCCACAGAAGGAAGAGAGCAUAACAAAGCAUUAUCGGCUUUUGAGCAAAUGCAAAUGCUCCACCACCAUUUGGGAAGACUCCCAAAGACAUCUAAUGCUGUUGCAUCAGAAGUAUCUAAGGACAUGUUACCAUAUGUGCAUGUCACUAGGUCACCCAGCCAAGGUCAAGGUCGAAAUCAAAUGCUUCCACGUUACUGGCCAAGAAUAUCAGAUAUAGAACUUCAACAAAUAUCUGGCGACUCAAAAUCCAAGAUUCUGCCAUUAUUUGAGAAAGUACUCAGUGCAAGUGACGCAGGUCGAAUUGGUCGUUUGGUUCUUCCCAAAGCAUGUGCGGAGGCAUAUUUUCCUCCUAUUUCUCAACCAGAAGGCCUACCUUUGAGAAUUCAAGAUGCUAAGGGAAAGGAUUGGGUCUUCCAGUUCAGAUUUUGGCCAAAUAAUAACAGCAGAAUGUAUGUCUUAGAGGGUGUUACUCCUUGUAUACAGUCUCUGCAAUUACAAGCUGGUGACACAGUAACUUUUAACCGAAUAGAUCCUGAAGGAAAGCUUGUCAUGGGAUUUCGAAAGGCAAUACACAACACAAGUUUAGAGAAUUCACAAGUUUCUGCCAUUGAUCAUGGUGCUAUUGGCAAUGAACCCUAUUCUGCAGGAGUAACUGUGAACCCUGUUAAUUUAAGUGGCUAUUUUGGACUUCUUCCAUCAUUGACGGGAACUACAGUUCCACAGUUGAGCACUUUUCCUGAGCAUCUAAGUUCAGCUGGUGCAAAUAUUGGCUGUCAUAAGAUAGGCACACUUGGACAGGAGUCAAAUGAAAGUUUGUCUUUGAAGCCUUCACUUGCUCAAGAUAUGAAAAGAAGUCUUAGUAUUGGUUCAAAAGGCAAGAGGCUGCUUAUGGACAAUGAAUAUGCUAUGGAACUAAAACUUACAUGGGAAGAAGCCCAGGAUAUGCUCCGUCCUCCUCCAUCAUUGAAACCUAGCAUUGUGGAAAUUGAGGAUCAUGAAUUUGAAGAAUACAAGGAACCACCUGUUUUUGGGAAGAGAACUAUCUUCACAAUGCAAGCCUCUGGGGAACUAGAUCAAUGGGUCCAAUGCGAUGAUUGCCUCAAAUGGCAUAGGUUGCCACUAGAUGUUCUUCUUUCCUCAAACUGGACGUGUGCUGAUAACACGUGGGACCUGAAAAGAGCAUCAUGCUAUGCGCCAGAUGAAGUUGGCUCAAGAGAGCUACAGAACAUGCUCCAAUUGAAUGCAGAAUUUUACUCAGAUUUAAGAGGGUCAACUGCUGGCAGCAUUUCGGAAAAUGCCCUCCCAGAACUGGAGGCAUCUGGUUUGGGUGAUGUGUCAACUGCUGCGGUAAUUGAUGAUGAUAAUGUAAGCAAUUGCAUUAUUGCCACCACAACUAGGCACCCCAGACACCGGCCUGGCUGCACUUGCAUUGUGUGCAUCCAACCUCCCAGUGGGAAGGGCCCAAAACACAAGCCAACAUGUAUGUGCAAUGUGUGCAUGACUGUGAAACGCCGGUUCAAGACACUCAUGAUGAGGAAGAAGAAACGCCAGUCAGAAUACGAAGAAUCAGUGGCUAUGAAGAAGCUAGCAUGGGGAUGCGAGGAUGAGAUGGAAUCUGACAGUUCCUUGAAAACUCGGCACCUACAAGAUCCUGCCCCGGAAACUGAAUUAGCAUCAGGCAGUGACAAUUCAAUUACUGAGAAGCUUGAAAUGAGUUAGGGGAUCAUAGAUUUGAACUUUCAACCAGAGAAACAUUCUUGUUCGCAAGCUCGGCAGACUCCUGUUAGCAUGAUUAGUCUUCUUCAGGAGGCAAACCUUCCCUUGGAGAAUUAUCUGAAGCAGAACAAGCUCGCCAACUUGGCUUGUGAGCAUCAAGUAAGCCUGAGUUUGAAUACUUUGCAACAAGUCACCGGAGAGAGUGAGAAGACAGUUGUCGAUAAGAAUCACUUAGUUUCAGUGGCUCAAGUGUCAAUAAGUGGUGUUGUUGAUGAGCAAUGUGCACGAGAGUUAAUUCAAUGAAAUGCUAACGAAGAGAGACAUGCAAUACAUGCUAAACCAAGCUCAUAUUGUAAUAUUUCCUUCGUAGUCAGUUGAAAGCACAAUUAUAGUGAAGUUUUCAAAUUUGUAAAAGGAUGCUUGUUCUCAUUUUUAUUUUGUGCAGCAAGGAUGUUAACAUUGGAAGUUGGAAAUAG